AUGACUUUUUUCUUGAGUGAUAUUUAUUCACCUGUGCGUGACAUCUUCUGUAGUGAUGAUCUCGGUGAAUUUGUUGAAUCAGCUGGUAAAUUUUAUGUCGAUGAGUUAGAGUCUCGUGGCUUGCAAACAUCCCAAGAUGCCAAAAAAUAUGCAAUCUCUACAAAAUUAGAUGAUUUAAUCGAUAACACUGAUAAAACUUUAGUUGUGCAAUUUUCGGUAAAGCAUGAACAAAAUAUCGAUUGUGGAGGUGGUUAUAUCAAGCUUUUACCUGAAGAUUUUGAUCCUUUGAAUUUUAAUGGUGAUUCAAAAUACAACAUAAUGUUUGGUCCAGAUAUUUGUGGACCUAAACGUAAAAUACACUUGAUCUUUCAAUAUAAAGGAGAAAAUAAAUUAAUAAACAAAAACCUUCCAACUCCAUACGAUCAAUUAACUCACUUAUUCACAUUGAUUGUUAAACCAGAUCAUGUUUUAGUUGAUAAUAAAGAAGAAGCAAGUGGUAAUUUAGAAGAUGAUUUCGAUUUUCUUCCUCCAAAAGAAAUUAAUGAUCCUGAUGCUAAAAAACCAGAAGAUUGGGUAGAUGAUGAAUUAAUAAUAGAUCCAAAUGACACUAAACCAGAAGAUUGGAAAGACGUUCCACAAACAAUACCUGAUCCAGAUGCUGAAAAACCAGAUGAUUGGGAUGAUGAGUCAGAUGGUGAUUGGGAAGCACCACAUAUCUCAAAUCCCGAUUAUCAAGGUGAAUGGAAACCAAAAAUGAUAAAAAAUCCAUUAUACAAAGGCCCGUGGAAACAGCCAAAAAUCUCAAAUCCUGACUAUAAACCAGACCCAUCACUUCACGCCUACAAAACUUUAUAUGUUGGAUUUGAAUUAUGGCAAGUUAAAUCUGGUACUAUUUUUGAUAAUAUUUUGAUUACGGACGAUGUUGAAUUUGCCUCGACUUUUGCAAACCAAACAUUUGAGAAAUUCCGUGAACAAGAAAUCGAAGCGAAAGAAAAAUUGGAUUCAUCCGAGACAAUUAAGGUUUCUGAUGAUCCUGACGAAGAAGAUCUUGAUUUAGAUUCAGAUUUAACUGAUGAUAUUACUGAUAGUUUCAAUGAAGAAAAAAUUGAAAAAGUUGAAAAAGUUAGUGAGGAAAAAGUGAAAGAAGAUGGUGAAGAUGAAUUUGAUAAAUUAUUUGAUAUUCUUGCUAAUGAUGAUAAAAAACCACAUAAGGAUGAAUUAUAA
Entrophospora candida is the source of this 1224-nucleotide messenger RNA. The record is from the annotation of a GenBank genome assembly. NCBI's taxonomy places the organism in Eukaryota, Fungi, Glomeromycota, Glomeromycetes, Entrophosporales, Entrophosporaceae.